AUGGCAGACAAUACUCCCACACUCCACCAUCUCAGUGACUCCCAAUCCCAACGAAUCCUCUGGCUCCUCGAAGAACUCUCCAUCCCGUACACCCUCCAACUCCACACACGCAAUCCCCCCUCUCACCCAACCGCCCCAUACCACUCACCCCCCUCCCUCGCCUCCCUCGGCCCCAAAGGCAAAUCCCCACUCCUCGUAACCGGCGCCCGCGACAACCAUCGGUACAUCCCCGAAUCCCUCGCCAUCGCCACCUAUCUCAUCCGCACCUUCGACGUGUCCGACAAAUUCGGACUCCGUGAUGGGGACUGGGUACGCGAUGAAAUGCUCAUGAGUAUGCUACUCACCGAGUUAGUCUUUUCAUCCACUGUGAUGCUUAUGCUUGAUUUUCAGUCCCUAGGUAAUGGACCUGGAGCCAAGGGGAAAAUGUUCGAUGGGCCGGCUUUGAGGAAGACAUUGGGGGAUUUAGAGAAAGAGUUGAAGAAUGGUCCUGAGGGGGGAUUUUUUAUGGGGAGUCAUCCUGGAAGAGUGGAUAUUAUGGCGGAGUUUCCGUUGGCGAUGAUUAGACAGAGGAAAUGGGUGGAUUUGGCAACGGAAUUUCCGGCUUUGAAUGAGUGGCUGGAUAGGUGUUAUGAGAGACCUGCUUGGAAGAGGUCUAUAGAGAAGGGAAACGGGUAUGAUUUGAGCUCUUUUCCAAAGGCGGAUCAUUUGCAGGUAAAAUUGUAG
Molecule: messenger RNA, 723 nt
Organism: Sclerotinia sclerotiorum 1980 UF-70
Lineage: Eukaryota; Fungi; Ascomycota; Leotiomycetes; Helotiales; Sclerotiniaceae
Exons: 2
Coding region: 1-723 (240 amino acids)
Source: RefSeq, a predicted model, not a curated record